Messenger RNA from Aspergillus mulundensis, 1497 nucleotides. RefSeq lists its product as uncharacterized. Gene Ontology annotation, molecular function: transmembrane transporter activity. Gene Ontology annotation, biological process: transmembrane transport. Gene Ontology annotation, cellular component: membrane. The transcript has 4 exons. The record is from RefSeq and is a predicted model, not a curated record. Lineage: Eukaryota; Fungi; Ascomycota; Eurotiomycetes; Eurotiales; Aspergillaceae. The coding region runs from base 1 to 1497 and encodes 498 amino acids.
AUGGCUUCCACAGCACCCGUACCCAAAGCAACGCACGACGAGCCGAAGGCCGCUCUUGAAGCGCUGGAAGAUAUCUCCGACGCCGACCGGCUGCUCGCGCACUUCCCCAUCCUGCAGGACAAGUCGGCCGAGGAACUGGAGAAGCUGAACAAGGCGGUCCUGCGCAAGCUGGACUGGUACUUCCUGCCCUGCGUGACGAUGAUGCUUCUGAUGAGCUACCUCGACCGCAUCAACGUCUCGAAUGCCCGGCUCGCCGGCAUGCAGGACGACCUCCACAUGGACGACACGACCUGGUCCGCUGGUAUCUCGCUCUUCUAUGUCGGCUACAUCAUCUCGCAGGUCCCGGCCAAUGUCUUCAUCGCGAAGGGCAAGCCUAGCAUCCUCAUGCCCUCGAUCAUGCUCGCCUGGUCUGCCGUGACGAUCUGCAUGCCGGCGCUCACAACAGGCUGGGGGUUUUGUCUCUGUCGCUUCCUCGUUGGGUUCACGGAGGGCCCCUUCGUCCCUGCUGUCUCGCUGCUCACCUCGUCCUGGUACACGAAGCAGGAGUCCCCGCUGCGCAUGGGCAUCUGGCAUGCGGGCAAUAUCAUCUCGAACGUCUUCUCGGGUCUGCUUGCUGCUGCGAUCCUGACGAAUAUGGAUGGCAUCGCGGACCUGCGUGCGUGGCAGUGGUUCAUUCUCCUCGAGGGCAUCGUCAGUGUGCUGGUUGCGCUGGUGGCGUAUCGCUUCCUGCCGAAUUUCCCGGAUAAUACCGGUCGCCGCUGGUUCUCUGAGGAGGAGACCGCCAUGGCGCAGUACCGGCAGGUUGUGUCUGCUGGGGGUGUGCAUGAGGGCGCGGAGGGGCAGGGCGAUUACUGGGGCGGUGUUAUACUGGCGGCCAAGGACCCGUUUACGUGGUUCUUUGCUGCCAUUCACUUCUCGCUGAUUAUCGCGCAGUCGUUUAAGGAUUUCUUUCCGUCGAUCGUCGAGACACUCGGCUUCAGCGAGGUCGUGACUUAUCUCGUGCAGGCGCCGCCCUAUGUGAUUGCGUACUUUGUAACGCUGGCUAUAUCCUGGUCGUCCGGUAGAUUCCUGGAGCACUGCUGGCACAUCAUUGUCCCGAUUCUGGUGGCCUUGGGCGGUGCGGUUCUGAUGAUCUCGACUCUGAACGUGGGAGCCCGCUAUUUCAGUCUGAUCCUGCUGUGCACCGGUCCGUUCGUCGGUCUCAACAUCCAAAUCUCCUGGGAAACAACCGUCGUCCCCCGCCCGCGGACAAAACGAGCAGCCCUGAUUGCUAUAGCGAACUGCGUCUCUUCUGUGUCGCACUGGUUCACGCCAUACUUCUUCCUCCGGUCGCAGGAACCGCGGUACGAGACUGGUGGGGGGAUUAUCAUUGCUGGGUGUGGAUUGACGGCCAUCUUCUGCCUCCUGGCGAAAUGGUGGUGCGUCAGGAAGAACAAGCAGCUCGAUGAGGCGGAGGAAGCGAGUGGGGAGGUCACCGAGUGGAGGUAUGCCACUUGA